This is a messenger RNA of Mya arenaria, 1818 nucleotides long. RefSeq lists its product as uncharacterized. The transcript is spliced from 8 exons. NCBI's taxonomy places the organism in Eukaryota, Metazoa, Mollusca, Bivalvia, Myida, Myidae. Bases 170 to 1285 code for a protein of 371 amino acids. The record is from RefSeq and is a predicted model, not a curated record.
AAGUGUCUAUUGUACACCUGAACAAAAGAUUUAAAAAUGUGAACGCCAUGUAUGUGCACUCUGUCGGAACUACAUUAUUAAUCUGAAACAGAACAAGCAUAGCAAACGGGUUUAACUGGGAUGUAUUAAAAUAUUAUCUUCUGGGGGUUUUCAUGGAAGUGGAUGAAAAAUGGGCAGAAAUCGAAAAAGGAACAGAAGAUGGGGUCAGAAUCAGCGACUGCCGGCGCAGUCUCAACCUUCUUCACAAUUCCCGUCGAGUUUCAGGAUUGGAGAGCACAUAGGGACAGAGGAUCGUGGCACAGAGUUUAAAGAUGGUCAAGGGUUUAUCGACAUUGACUUCCGUGCCAGUGUGGCGAAAUAUGUGUCAGCGUUUGUGAACAGCCAUGCACAUGGAACGCUUUUCGCAGGCGUCAAUAAUGCAGGCCAUGUGACCGGCUACGAAAUAACCCAAUCAAAAGAGGAUCGUCUUAGACUACAAAUUGAUGAAGCAAUCAAAGAUAUAAAGCCGAACAUAUUUCCAAACGACUACUCCGUCGUCUUCAUACCGGUAACAAAUCAGAAAGGAGAUCUAGCGGAUGGGUAUAGAACAGGACGGUACUCCGUUGUGAUAUGUAUCGAUGUUAACGGUGAUCGUAUAAACAACAAUAGGCAGCUUUACAGAACACUUCAAGGAACUUUUAUGAGAAGAGACGCCGGAGUGCAAUCUUUGGACGCACAGGAUAUCCAUGAGUUCUAUCAAAGGAGAAAUCAAAGUGAGAUGGAUCGGUUGAAGAAUGACCUUAAACAGAAAAACAAACACAAAGACAAUGAGUUUGACAAAAGGAUUCGUGAAAUUGAAAAUAAACACAAACAGACGGAAGAAGCGUUGGAAAGAGAGAGACUGGAACUGCUUGCUAAAACUAAUAAACUGCAAGAAGAAAUAGAAAGGUUCAAACAGCAACGUGAGGAGAGUGUAGAUGCCCGAGGAACAGAGAGAAAUCAAAGUGAGAUGGAUCCGCUGAGGAGUGAUCUUAAACAGACAACCGAACAAAAAGACAAUGAGUUUGACAGAAGAAUGCGUGAACUUGAAAAUGAACACAAACAGAAGGAGGAAUCGUUGGAAAGAGAGAGGCUGGAACUGCUUGCUAAAACUAAUAAACAGCAAGAAGAAAUAGAAAGGUUUAAACAGCAACGGAAGGAAAAUGUAGAGGUCCGAGGAGCAGAGGCGUCAAAACAGACCCAAGAAGAAAGGCGGAAACCUAGUGGCCAAACUGAUACAAAAUCAAAACUGUGUACGAUAUCCUAGAACAUGAAUUGGGUGAUCUCAUUUGACUUACUGAGAACAUAUCUGACGCAAUCACUUGACGAAGUGUUCGACAUGAUGACGCCAAACGACGCGUGCCCACUUAUCACGUGAUGAUGUGAACGCCCCGGAAAAUUCGCAAAAUCUGAUAUGAUAUUCUUAUUGUUCUGUCUGACUUAGCUGCUUUGUAUUGCAUUGUGUUGAAAUUGUUUUAUUCAUAACUUUCUGUCAGUGUUUCAAGUGCAAAUCGUAUUUAAAAAUCCAAAUCUAGCUAUUUUUUGUGUUUUCGGAAGAACAAUAUAUACAUAUUUACAAUUUUGUAUGGGUAUAUGUUUGUUUUCGACUGUUUUUAAUUAUUUGAACAACUGACCACCAUUUUGACGCAGUAGUUAAUAUUUUAAUGCACUUACUGUUCUUGUUAAACACCCCAUUCUUGAGCUUGACAGUGUUCACGUGUACACGGGCAAAGAACCACGUGCAUAGGCGUAGCUACAUGGAGGCAUCGGUGGCCCGGCCCGGGCCUACAACAAAAUAGA